CUUCUUCAAGGCUGCCGAAGCAGGAGGGCUCGCGGGGGAGGAGGCCCGCCGGCUCGCUGCCCCUUUGAUCAGCAGAGCGGCUCUGCGCCUCCCCUCUGCCCGCUGCGCUGCUGAACAGACCGACCGGCUGCUCUUGCCUUGCAGAGUGGAACUUUUUAAAGCCAUUCGUCGUGAGCAAGCGUUUGAAAAUGCCUGUCCGAAGGGGGCAUGUGGCCCCGCAGAACACCUACCUGGAUACAAUCAUCAGGAAAUUUGAAGGACAAAACCGCAAGUUCCUCAUUGCCAAUGCACAGAUGGAGAACUGUGCCAUCAUUUAUUGCAAUGAUGGUUUCUGUGAGAUGUUUGGCUACUCUCGAGUGGAGGUGAUGCAGCGCCCCUGCACCUGUGAUUUCCUCACUGGGCCUGACACUACACACAACUCCAUUGCACAGUUGGGGCAGGCAUUGCUUGGAUCAGAGGAAUGUAAGCUGGAGAUUCUCUACUACAGGAAAGACACGUCAUGCAUUCGGUGCUUGGUGGAUGUGGUCCCUGUAAAGAAUGAAGAAGGGGUAGUCAUCAUGUUCAUCCUGAACUUUGAGGAUCUGGCAGCCCUCAUUGCCAAAAGUGCCCGACAGAGCCUUCACCAGCGACUGUCCCAAGGAUGGCGAACAGGUCAAAAUAAGAGCUUGAAGCUUAGUCUCCCACCCCUCCAGCGUUUGGCACUUCCAUGGAAAUCUCUGACUGCCACUGAGUUUGAUGGAGUAGCUAUUGACUGUGGAAAGCCUGGAGGGGACUCCUUAAAACUGAGGGAGUUGAAGAUGCUGCCUGCAGAUAACUGUGCCCAAACCGAAACUGAAGCACUCCUUGGGAAGGAGAGGAGGUCAAGCCUGGAGACCGCACCUGCCACUGAAGCACACCAUUCACCCCCAGCGCAAGAGCUGCCUUCCCUAGGGCCUCGAGGGUCAUUCCCUGGCAGGAGCUUGGGCCAGAUCCUGCCUGGGGGCAGCUUCCAUAGCCUCUGCCAGGUCUCCUCACUGGAGAAUUUGGAGGCUGAGUUCCAGAGAAAAUUCAGGGAAAGGAGGGCAAACUCAGAGUCCACCCAAGUCAAGCCCAGUCAAAAUUUCACAUCAGACUCGGACCUCAUGAAGUACAGGACAAUCAGUCAGAUUCCACAAUUCACCCUCAAUUUCGUGGAAUUCAACCUAGAGAAACACCGGUCAGCUUCUACCACCGAGAUUGAGAUCAUUGCACCACAUAAGGUGACCGAACGCACACAGAAUGUAACCGAAAAGGUCACACAGGUCCUGUCACUGGGAGCUGAUGUUCUCCCUGAAUACAAGCUACAGGCUCCACGCAUUCACCGAUGGACCAUCCUGCACUACAGUCCUUUCAAGGCAGUAUGGGACUGGCUGAUCCUGCUGCUAGUCAUCUACACAGCUGUGUUCACACCCUACUCAGCUGCCUUCCUGCUCAAUGAAGAGCAGGAAGAGAAGCUCUCAAACUGCAGCUACACGUGUGACCCACUCUACAUCAUUGACCUUAUUGUGGACAUCAUGUUUAUUGUUGACAUUAUCAUCAACUUCCGCACCACUUAUGUAAAUAUCAAUGAUGAGGUAGUAAGCCAUCCAGCAAAGAUUGCUAUCCACUACUUCAAGGGUUGGUUUCUUAUUGACAUGGUGGCUGCCAUCCCCUUUGAUUUGCUCAUCUUCCGCUCUGGAUCAGAUGAGACAACAACUUUGAUCGGAUUGCUGAAGACAGCACGGCUCUUGCGCCUGGUGAGAGUAGCACGCAAGUUGGACCGGUAUUCUGAGUAUGGAGCUGCUGUACUCUUCUUGCUCAUGUGCACUUUUGCCCUCAUUGCCCAUUGGCUAGCCUGCAUUUGGUAUGCCAUUGGCAAUGUGGAGCGGCCCUACAUGGAGCAUAAGAUCGGGUGGCUGGACAAUCUCGGUGACCAGAUUGGCAAGCGCUACAAUGACAGUGACCUCUCAUCUGGCCCCUCCAUCAAGGACAAAUAUGUAACUGCUCUCUACUUCACCUUCAGUAGCCUCACCAGUGUAGGCUUCGGCAAUGUCUCACCUAAUACCAACUCAGAAAAGAUCUUCUCCAUCUGUGUCAUGUUGAUUGGCUCUCUCAUGUAUGCCAGCAUCUUUGGCAAUGUCUCUGCCAUCAUCCAGCGCCUUUACUCAGGCACAGCUCGCUACCACACCCAGAUGCUGAGGGUUAAGGAAUUCAUUCGCUUCCACCAAAUCCCCAACCCGUUACGCCAGCGCCUGGAAGAGUAUUUCCAACAUGCCUGGUCCUACACCAAUGGCAUCGACAUGAAUGCGGUGCUGAAAGGGUUCCCUGACUGCCUACAAGCAGAUAUCUGCCUCCACCUCAACCGCACCCUCCUCCAAAAUUGCAAAGCAUUCCGAGGAGCUAGCAAAGGCUGCCUACGGGCCUUGGCCAUGAAAUUCAAGACAACCCAUGCACCACCUGGUGAUACCCUGGUGCACUAUGGAGAUGUCCUCACCACUCUCUAUUUCAUCUCACGUGGUUCCAUCGAGAUCCUCAGAGAGGAUAUUGUAGUUGCCAUCCUAGGGAAGAAUGACAUCUUUGGAGAGCCUAUCAGUCUUUAUGCCAGGCCUGGGAAAUCUAAUGCAGAUGUGAGAGCCCUCACUUAUUGUGACUUGCAUAAGAUUCAGCGGGAAGACCUUCUGGAAGUCUUGGAUAUGUACCCAGCCUUCUCAGAUAAUUUCUGGAGCAAUCUGGAGAUAACAUUUAACUUGAGAGAUGCAGAUAGUGUUCCUCGUUCACCACUUAGUGAGGAGUAUGCAUGCAACUAUCGCCGGAUACGCCGCCAUAAGCAUUCGCUUUGCAAAACUAACAAAAUUGACCCAGAUGGUUUGGAUGCAGGCAUCUCAGACCCUGAGCAGUACCACGCAUACUCUGAGCUCACACAGCUGCAGCAUCCUCACAGUAAGGAUCAUUGGGAUGAUAUGUGCAGCACUACAACACCCUGCUCCCAGACAAGUGAAGAGGAGGCCAAGAUACCCAGCCCUACCAAGGGUGAAUCUUAUACAGCCACUGAGAAGAGCACCUACACACCAGCAGUGGUAAACCUGAUUAGUGAUGGCACUGAGGCUGACAAAAUGGUGACUGAGGAUAGCCUGUCCUACAUAGCAACACCACCGAAUAUUUCUAACUUAUUCACAUUUUGGGAUGACAAGAGGCCCAGCCCUCUUACAGAGUCUCUCCAACAGAUAUCCUUGGUACGUAACACAUUGGACAUGCCGUCAAACUUGGACGAGAGACCACGGCAGAUUGAAUCCAAAUUAGAGUGCCUACAGGCACAGCUUAGCAGACUGGAAUCCAGGAUGACUUCAGACAUUAGUCUCAUCCUGCAGCUACUGCAACGACAGCUAUCUCAAGUGCCACCAGCAUAUAGUCCCAUCUCUCCCUCUUCCCAACAUGUGGGUUUGUACAGCAUGAGCCUGAGGAGCACAGAACCUGUUCCACCACUGCAGGAAGAGGAGCUGACUCCCACAAAGGAGAUUCCAAGCUACACAGAAGUUGAAAAAUACCAGCUGAAAUCCAGGGACUCCUUGUCAAGUGGUGUGCACCUGACUGUGGCUUCAGAUGAAACCAUGACAAUGAGUUCUGAGCAAGAACAUUACCCACAGAUCCUGCCAAACCAAGAGCCCUAUGAAAGGACACCAGGCAACCAGAGACUCUUCCGAGAAACUCGCUUCCCUUCUCUCCCUGAGCAUCUUGAGACACCUUCUGAGCAUUUGGACAUUCAGAGACAUCUCUCUGACCCGUUGCUUCCUGCAACUUAGGAAUCCAAUUGCAUUCAAAACCAAGAAAAAAGGAAACUGACAAGAGGAAGCUGGUUUUAAUUGUUGCACUUGGAGGUCAAUAUUUAUGGUUCACAGUAUUACUUGUAGCUAUCUCCUGUCCUCUGUGAACAAAGGGCAGGUCAAAAGUGGUUGGCUUCCAAGAUUAUUGGUCUGAAAAUGGUUCUCCAUAGAGUAGACUUCAGGUGCACAUCCCACACACGCCCAGGUUCUAAGAAGAAUGACAUAGCUACUGACUGAUCACUUCUUUCUCACCCCAAUUUUGCAUCUGUUUACUGCAAGCUCUGUGGAUGUUGAGGCCUAUAUCUACCAUGUUAUAUGGUACCAAGCAUGGUGGAACACUGGAGCACUUCCAUAAUAUAAAAUAAUAAAGGGAGAUUGUGUCUGGAUGCAAGGAAACUGCUAAAAACUUGACAGCUGCUUUGAGGGAGUAAAGGAAGGAAGGAAGGGUAAAGUAAUACCACCACAUUUUACCUGGUAUUAUACUCAUGUACAUGACCUACCCUAAGACAUAGCAAUGGUCACCUGGGGCAGAAGCAAGAAAAAAAUGUUUUUCUUGCAUAGACAAUCUCUGUGAAAAAAAUGUGCAGAGUGAAAAGGAGCAAUGUGCAGUACAGUCCUAUGAAGGGCUACCAAAGGGAUUUCAGAGCCUGCUGUUCAUAUUCAUGUCUGUUUCUAGGAGAUGCGAUCCUUGACCACAUGAUAGCUCCUCUCAGCCCCCACCUCGAGCUCUAUAAUUUCCCCAAACUGCACAUCCCUGUCUGUAGCCCUGAACAGUUGUAUAUUUGCUUGUUAAUAAACAUGUUCCACUGAAUUCAGUGGUGCUUACUACCAAAUAUGCAAGCAUAAGGCUACAGCCUCAAGGUAUGAAGAACAAGUCAGGGUCUAGAAUCCUUGUUCUCCUGAACGUCCUGACAAACACACCUCUGAGCCUAGGCUAAUAGGGAAAUAUUCUCCCAUGCUUUGCUUACUAAUUUUUAAAGUGGCAGUGACACUCUCAGGGAAGAGCCUAGGGAAAAAAAGAAAUUCCAAAAAUAUGUUUCCCACAUGUUUGCAACAUUAUAGUUUUGCCUGGCUUUGCAUUACAUUCCAGGAAAAACCAGCCUUGUAGUUAGCCACUUGCUUAGGAUAACAAUUCCUUCUUGGACCUGGUAUCUUGCCAAAAGUUGCUCAAGCCAUAAUCCAAAAUGCAGGCAGGCUGGGAUUUUUUUAACUCAAUCUUCACCCCCCCGCCCCCCAUUAUCAUCCGUCAAUUAAAUGCUGCAAUGGUCCUAAGCCACUAAUCCAAACUAACAUAUUACACUCCCAGUGAGAGUAGCAGGGAGGAAGGGGAGUAACUGUGAGCAUUUUCUUUCUUUUUUCUUUUUGUUAGCGUAUACUUUGCUAAUAAAGAUUAUUUUGACACCUA
Varanus komodoensis (Komodo dragon) is the source of this 5223-nucleotide messenger RNA. It is a transcript of the gene KCNH6, whose product is annotated as potassium voltage-gated channel subfamily H member 6. Gene Ontology annotation, molecular function: inward rectifier potassium channel activity. Gene Ontology annotation, cellular component: membrane. NCBI's taxonomy places the organism in Eukaryota, Metazoa, Chordata, Lepidosauria, Squamata, Varanidae. Gene Ontology annotation, biological process: potassium ion transmembrane transport; regulation of heart rate by cardiac conduction; regulation of ventricular cardiac muscle cell membrane repolarization. The transcript is spliced from 16 exons. The coding region runs from base 189 to 3797 and encodes 1202 amino acids. The record is from RefSeq and is a predicted model, not a curated record.